This is a messenger RNA of Gadus chalcogrammus (walleye pollock), 1672 nucleotides long. It is a transcript of the gene ccnp, whose product is annotated as cyclin P. Lineage: Eukaryota; Metazoa; Chordata; Actinopteri; Gadiformes; Gadidae. The record is from RefSeq and is a predicted model, not a curated record. Gene Ontology annotation, molecular function: cyclin-dependent protein serine/threonine kinase regulator activity. The transcript has 9 exons. The coding region runs from base 71 to 1393 and encodes 440 amino acids. Gene Ontology annotation, cellular component: cytoplasm; nucleus; centrosome. Gene Ontology annotation, biological process: mitotic cell cycle phase transition; regulation of cyclin-dependent protein serine/threonine kinase activity.
CGCGGCGCUCCUAAGCCCAAUCAGCGAUGCACCUGUCUUCAUUAACGUGGCUUGCUGCACGCAUGGCGGAAUGCUUCACCCUUCUCUCCUACCGCUCCUCCUGAAGAAAGUAGCUGCAGUGGUCUGGGGAGGCAACUCGUGGUCAUCGGCUGUAAUAAUGGCCAGGACUGGGUUCUGCGAUUCCAAGCCACUGUUGGACUUACACAAGAAGGCGGAGGAGAGGCGACCAGCCCUCCGAGCCUGGGCCAAUUCAAGUGAGCCCAAAGACCGCAGACACCCUCCAGAAGGAGAGGAGCCCAGGAGAGGCCAGAAGGUGGAGCCAGAGUGUAAAUGGGAAAGGAGGCUACCAGUGUCAAUAAAGGAGGGCAACAUCACUGGCUACUAUGAAAAUGAUCUAACUGCUUGGGUUGGCUUGUCGUAUGAGUUGCUCUACCACCAGGGGUUGGAAAGCCUGCUGCGCCGUGAGGUGGAGAAGGCCAUGGAGAAGCUAGACCUCACCUGGGACCGGGCCUGUGCCUGGGACAUGUUUGAACACAUGAUGACAAAUCAGUACAGAAACACCUUUGCCAGUGCUGAGCUGCCCAGGCCCUUCACAGACACCACGCGGGCCGUCCUGGUGGACUGGUUGAUCCAGGUUCAUGAGAUGCUGCAUUUCCAGGACGAGACUCUGUACCUGGCCAUCAGCCUGAUGAACCGGGGACUGCGGCAGAUCAAGGUGUCCACCGUCAACCUGCAGCUCCUUGGGGUGGUCUGCCUCUUUCUGGCGGCCAAGAAGGAAGAGUGUCUCGUCCCUGAGGUGUCGGAGCUCUGCUACCUGAUGGAUAACGGUUAUACAAAGAAGCAGCUCCUGCGGAUGGAGCGGCGAGUGCUCUCCGGACUGCAGUUUGACCUGAGCCACUGUUCGCCGCUGGACUUUCUGCUGUUCACCGCCUCCAUCGCACGGUGCAGCGCCAAGGUAGUGUGGAUGGCCCGGUACCUCCUGGAGCUGUCCCUCCUGGAGGGGGAGUGUGUUGUGUACCUGCCCAUGCAGCUGGCCGGUGCAGUCCUCUGCCUAGCCCGCAGGGUACUGCAGGAGCCCCCCACCCCCGACGGAGACGCCGCCUGGUGUAUAGCAUCCAUUAUCUACAUUGGCAGUGAGACCACUCUGCUGAGGAUCAUGCACAUCCUGGCGGGGGCAGCAGCCAAGGCCCACUGCCAAGAGAACCGGGGCACCUUCGUGAAAUACUCUUCUGCGUUGACAAUGCACGUCAGCAGCCACCCGGUUCUACAAAACGCGUCGUGUCUGCUGCCUGCAUACCUGAAAUGGCCGGAAUCGCUUGUGGCGCUUGCAUUGCAUGAAAAGAUUGCUGAGGCAUGGGUGCCACAAAGACUUGAUGAGGAUCUUAAAUUGUGAACACGUGGAGCCCCAAUUUCCUCAAGGAGGUGGUGAGAAGGAUCAUCCAAAAUGCUGCACAAAAACUAUUCUGCACAGUUGACUAAUGUAAUGCCUGUGAAAUGCCAACCGAUGGCUAAAUGUAGUUGUAUAUUUUUAAUGCUCUUAUCCUGCAGAUGAUUUUUGAAAAAUAUAUGUAUAAUGUGCAAUGUUGCUUCUGGUCUUACCUGUAUGGACUAAGUUGUCCAAUAAUUUGAUAAUUUUUAAUGUGAAAAAUAAAGUGUCUGCUGCAACUAGUAC